GCAAGGUCCGUCCCGUCCCGUCCCGUCCGCGCUGCCCGGGCCCCGCGGGGGCUGCCGGCUGGAGGGGCCCCGGGAGGCGCCGGUUUACACGUGCGGUUUAGAUCCUGUUCGCUGACCGUGUUUUCGAGGCGAGCCGGCUGCGAGGAGGUGCUGGGACGUGCCCGUCUGCCCGAGACUUCAAGCCUCACAAUGACACCAAGAGAGCCCCCGGAAGUAAUUUCUCCAGUGAAAAAUAUAGAGAAUCAAAGAAUCAAAGUUCUGCAAAAGUUGUUUGAACAGCUUCCAGAAGAAGAUCAAGAAUUUUUGGAACAUGGCUCAAUCUUCCUGGGACUAAGUGCAAGCGUAUGUGGCCUAAUAGUAAACAGGUCAUUCAGGAAAAUCCUAAAUAUCUCACGUGCUGGCAUACCAUCUACAUUGUUGAUGACUAUGAUCCCAUUAACCUCAACAUAUGCAACUUACAACAGUUUAGUUGUCCAGCCUUUACUGACAGGUGAUCUAAACUGUUCAUCCUGCGCUAUAGCCAGAGGAGGAUUAAUUGGGUCUGUUGUAGGUGCUCUGUGCCCCAUUACAUUGGCUAUAUUUCUAAAUGGAGGCCUGGCAGCCAGGUACACCACAGCUUUCUUGCCACAAAUGGGAAAUAUCUUGCGCUUCUGGAUCAGUACUUCUAGACCAGUCUUUAAAAAGAUGAGUCUUGUCCUGGCUCUACAAACCAUGGCUGGAGCUUACCUUGGAUCCCGCAGUCAUGGAACAUAUGUGAAAAUGUUGCAGCUACCUCAAACUAAAAAAUGGCCUUAAAGAUUAAAUGUGAUAACUAGACAGCCCUCUCAGCUGCUUUCUGGGAAAUACCAUAAUAAAAAUGAAACUGAUGGGGAAAGACAUUGAGUUGUAAGUAGAAAUGCAAGUCAAGAUUUGCAUUGAUGUGGUCUUUGAAUACAAAAUCCUCUAUUAUAACUUGC
Molecule: messenger RNA, 956 nt
Organism: Alligator mississippiensis (American alligator)
Lineage: Eukaryota; Metazoa; Chordata; Crocodylia; Alligatoridae
Gene: TMEM126A
Product: transmembrane protein 126A
Exons: 6
Coding region: 190-795 (201 amino acids)
Biological process (GO): mitochondrial respiratory chain complex I assembly
Cellular component (GO): mitochondrion
Source: RefSeq, a predicted model, not a curated record